AUGUGGGCACCAGCGACGAGGAUGUUCCUGAACACUGAACAAAUAGAAUCAGUUGUUCAAGUGCAUGCAACUACGCCUCUUUGCGUGUCGUUGGGGCCGGAACAUGCAAUUGAAGAGGUUGGCCUACUAUCCCUACUGAAGCCGAGCGAGCAGGGGGUGAUGCGCCGCACCCCGUGCGCAGUCUCGCUACUAUACGCCACUGCCGCCGGCUGCGCUGAAUGCACCCCGUCGCCACCCGCCAGCCGGGCCGGCCGUAGCAUCGGCGCAAGCGACGUUAGAGAAAGGGGCAUCCUUUAUGGCCCAGCCUUAUCAUGGAGUGCACAACGUUAUCCG
Molecule: messenger RNA, 333 nt
Organism: Iphiclides podalirius (scarce swallowtail)
Lineage: Eukaryota; Metazoa; Arthropoda; Insecta; Lepidoptera; Papilionidae
Source: the annotation of a GenBank genome assembly